Atta colombica is the source of this 1813-nucleotide messenger RNA. RefSeq names its product guanine nucleotide-binding protein G(i) subunit alpha (gene Galphai). Gene Ontology annotation, cellular component: heterotrimeric G-protein complex. Bases 1 to 1071 code for a protein of 356 amino acids. NCBI's taxonomy places the organism in Eukaryota, Metazoa, Arthropoda, Insecta, Hymenoptera, Formicidae. The record is from RefSeq and is a predicted model, not a curated record. The transcript has 4 exons. Gene Ontology annotation, molecular function: G-protein beta/gamma-subunit complex binding; G protein-coupled receptor binding; GTP binding. Gene Ontology annotation, biological process: adenylate cyclase-modulating G protein-coupled receptor signaling pathway.
AUGGGCUGCGCCGUGAGCACUACCGGCGAGAAGGAGGCCGCCGAGCGGUCCAAGAAGAUCGACAAGGACCUCCGCGCUGAUGGCGAACGCGCCGCCAGCGAGGUCAAGCUCCUGCUGCUCGGUGCUGGAGAGUCUGGCAAAUCUACGAUAGUAAAGCAAAUGAAAAUAAUUCAUGAGACCGGCUACAGUAAAGAGGAAUGCGAGCAAUACACUCCUGUGGUAUAUAGCAACACAAUACAAAGUUUAAUGACGAUAAUCAGGGCCAUGGGGGAUCUUAGAAUCGACUUUGCUGAACCUAGCAAAGCGGAUAUGGCGCGACAAUUUUUCACCCUAGCAUCGGCGGCGGAGGAGGGCGAGCUGACCGGAGAACUAGUGCUAUUAAUGAAGCGAUUAUGGCAGGACCCGGGACUGCAGCUUUGUUUCUCGCGUAGCAGGGAAUACCAGCUCAAUGAUUCGGCAGCGUACUACCUUAACGCACUUGACCGCAUAACGCAACAUAAUUAUGUCCCGACACAGCAGGAUGUUCUGCGAACGCGCGUCAAAACCACCGGAAUCGUGGAGACACAUUUUUCUUUCAAGGGCUUACAUUUUAAAAUGUUUGAUGUUGGCGGUCAACGGUCUGAAAGAAAGAAAUGGAUACAUUGCUUCGAAGGCGUCACUGCGAUCAUCUUCUGCGUUGCUCUGAGCGGCUAUGACCUGGUAUUAGCAGAGGACGAGGAGAUGAAUCGCAUGAUAGAAUCGAUGAAGCUGUUCGACUCGAUUUGUAAUAGCAAAUGGUUUGUCGAAACGUCUAUUAUACUGUUCCUGAAUAAAAAAGAUCUGUUCGAAGAAAAGAUCACCAGGAGCCCGCUUACUAUCUGUUUCCCGGAAUAUAAGGGCGCCAACACCUACGAGGAAUGCGCCUCUUAUAUCCAGAUGAAAUUCGAAAAUCUGAAUAAAAGGAAGGAUCAGAAACAAAUCUACACGCACUUUACGUGCGCAACAGACACAUCCAAUAUACAGUUUGUGUUCGAUGCCGUGACCGACGUAAUAAUCAAGAACAACUUAAAUAAUUGCGGAUUACUGAGUUAAACAUUCCAAUACUCGAUCAGUAAAUUAUCGAAAAAGAAGGGAUAUAUCUUAAUACAUUGACGACUCAUUAAUCUUCGCGAAUGCAUUAGAGAAUGAUGAAGAGACUGAUCGAAAGUUUUAAGAGAAACGUAUCCAUAAAUACGAAUAUAUAUUAUGCGAGGAUUUUAUUUACAUACACAUACACAAACAUACAUUAGGCUCUUGAUAUAUUUUAUAAUGGUAUUAUGCAACUCUAUUCGAUUCUAUAGUUUUUAAUGAAAUGUUCUUUGUAAAAAAAUUCUGCGUAAAUUCAUCCGGAUUUUUAGUAUAAAUGUGUUACUCGAUCCUUAACUUAUUAAUUUUACAUUCGGCGAUUAGACAACGAAGUAUUCUCAAAUUACGAACAAAGUAUUCAAUAUAUUUGGGAGUUAAAUUGAUAUUUCAGUCUGAUGACUGAGCAUUUCGCGUUGUCGCCAAGAAUGUUUUUUAUGCACUGUUUAUAAAAUAAUAAUUAUUUUUGAAAAUUAUUUUUGAAUUAAUUAACAUAUAUAUUGAUAUCUGAUUAAAUAGAUUACAUUUUUAAAAGUAUUUUUUAAAUUCCUUAUUGUUAUAUGUUUAUCUCUUUUUGAGUUAAUAAAUUUUCAUUAUUUUUUUUUUUUAUAAAAGAAAACAAUGCUUUUCCUGGCAAUGCGCGGAAGAAAAAAAAAGAAAAAAAAUUCGAGGCGAUAAUGUUAAAUAUAUAAAACGUAUCGUUUACUUAUAC